AUGGCAGUACUCGCAAGACUGGUAGGCGUCUCUAUUAGCAUAUCCCGCUCAGCCGCUUACCCUAUGUGCUCUUCUUCAGAUCAUGAUCUCAGUGUCGAUGUCAUCCACAAUUCAGACUACAAUGCUCUUGAACAAUGGUUCGUCGCCAUCGAGGGCCAAGCGAAGUUGACCCCCAAAGUCAGCACGAAGGAUGGCCCCCAGCACAUCCUCGUCAACUCCCCUCGAGCGAUCACCGCUGUCGACUGCACCGGCAGUUGUGUUCCUAUGGUCGGCGAGUGCUAUGAUACACGCGGGCAGCCUGUAGGACCUUGCUGCAACGGUAUGUGCAUGGCCAAUCGCUGUCGACCGUGGAACUCGACUUUGUCCUAG
Fusarium odoratissimum NRRL 54006 is the source of this 369-nucleotide messenger RNA. RefSeq lists its product as uncharacterized. The transcript has 2 exons. The record is from RefSeq and is a predicted model, not a curated record. NCBI's taxonomy places the organism in Eukaryota, Fungi, Ascomycota, Sordariomycetes, Hypocreales, Nectriaceae. Bases 1 to 369 code for a protein of 122 amino acids.